Gallus gallus (chicken) is the source of this 4997-nucleotide messenger RNA. It is a transcript of the gene NOD1, whose product is annotated as nucleotide binding oligomerization domain containing 1. Gene Ontology annotation, biological process: regulation of apoptotic process. Gene Ontology annotation, molecular function: protein binding. The coding region runs from base 634 to 3489 and encodes 951 amino acids. The record is from RefSeq and is a predicted model, not a curated record. The transcript has 12 exons. NCBI's taxonomy places the organism in Eukaryota, Metazoa, Chordata, Aves, Galliformes, Phasianidae.
CUCCCGUCCGUCCUGCGCUGCGGUGAGUGCCGGGGAAGGGCCGGGGCGGGCGAAGGGGUCGGGUGCUGAGUCCUGAUGUGAGGGGUGGGCGGCGGGAAGGGGUCAUCCGGCUGCGGCCGGAGCCCGAGCCCGGGGGUUUAAGGGCAGAAAACAAAGUUUCUGCCUCUUGUGCUGUCACGCUGGAGGCUACGGGAUGGAAGGGGAGGGGCUGCCGCCCGGGUCCCCCGUGAACUGGUGCCCCAAGUGCAAAGCCGCGGAGCGUUCCGUGCUGCUGCGGCAGGGGCCGCUGACGGCGAUGUAAUGCGCCUGGGGAAGGAAGGGGCUGUGAGCCCUCGCGUGAGGGCACGCGGCAGGACGGGCGGGGUGAAGGCAUCGCUCGGCACGCCUGGCCUUGUCCUUCAGAGAGGGAUACAGACGUUAAAUGCCGUUUACUUGUUGUAAACUUGAUGGAGGAUCCAUCUGCGUGCACUGACUCGCACAGGAGUCACUGAGGCCUCGGUGCUUCCCUCGGCUCACCAGCACAGAAGACAGAGUGCCUGUUUCCUUCAAGUUAACCCCAGGCUGACUCUUCACUGCAGACAGAUAGUUUGCUAAAGAUGAUGCUGGGCAGAGCAGCUUCUUGCUGGCUCAGCUAUGGAAGGCCACCUUUGUGCUAACUUGAAGACUUCUGUGGAAAAACCUCUGACAACAAGUCCUCCAUCCUGCAUUGCUUUGCUGAAGGUAUACCGAGAGCUUCUGGUCAGUAAAAUCCGACACACCCAGUGUUUGAUUGACAACUUGAUUAACAACGAGUACUUCUCCACUGAAGACGCAGAGAUUGUUGUCCAGUUUCCAACUCAAGCAGAUAAGGUUCGCAAAAUUCUAGACUUGGUUCAAAGCAAGGGAGAAGAAGUUUCAGAAUAUUUCAUCUGUGUCCUGCAGAAAGUCACUGAUGCUUACUAUGAACUUCAGCCUUGGCUGGAUGAAAUAGGUUACCAGCCUUCGGAGAAUAUUUGUAGUAAACCUGUCGUGAAUACAGAUCCAGUUAGCAGGUAUUGCCAAAAACUCAGAUAUGAACUGGGACGGGACUCCAAAUUCGUUCUGUCAUAUGCACAGAGGGAAGAGAUGCUGCUUGAAGAAAUCUACUCUAACAGUAUUAUGGAGAUGGUCAAUUUUACCAAUGAAAGCCUGGGUGAAGUGUGUCAAUUACAAGCCCUUUUUGAUGAUGCAGUUGGGGUAAUAAAUGAAGAUGGAGAGACUAUUUAUGUCUUUGGCGAUGCAGGAAUUGGAAAAUCUAUCUUGCUGCAAAAGAUACAAAGUCUUUGGGCCAAAAAACAGUUGGAUAUAGGGGCCAAGUUUUUCUUCCAUUUCCGAUGUAGAAUGUUUAGCUGUUUUAAGGAAGAUGAAGCCGUAUGUUUGAAAGACUUACUCUUCAGAUACAAUUGCUACCCAGAUCAGGACCCCACAGAGGUGUUCCAUCACAUCUUGCAAUUCCCUCAUACGGUUCUUUUCACAUUUGAUGGCUUUGAUGAGAUCUAUUCCAACUUUGAUCUCAGUAGUGUUCCUGAGAUGUGUUCACCCGAUGAACCCAUGCACCCUCUGGUGCUGCUGGUAAGCCUUCUCAGAGGAAAGCUUCUUAAGGGAUCCAAGAAAAUUCUUACAGCACGGACAGGAACUGAGAUCCAAAGAAAUAUCAUUAGAAAGAAAGUGUUGCUUCGUGGUUUCUCCAACAGUAACCUAAAGGAAUACACUGCCAUGUUUUUUAAAGAUGUGGGACAGCGAACACUGGUACUGAACCAGCUGGAAGCUAACCCCAACCUCUGUAGUUUGUGUUCAGUGCCUUUAUUUUGUUGGAUUAUUUUUAAAUGUUAUGAACAUUUCCAUUCCAUGUUUGACAGCCAUGAGCUUCCAGACUGUUCUGUUACACUGACAGAUGUAUUUUUGCUCAUGAUUGAGGUCCAUCUAAACCGGUCUCUGAAAACAAGUUUGCUGAAGAACAACACCAGGAGCCAAGCAGAGGUGUUCAGAUCAAGAAAGGAAACUCUUCUAGCUUUGGGUAAAAUUGCAUACAGAGGGAUGGGGAACUCUAUCUUUAUCUUUGAGCAAGAGGAGGUCUCAUCAGCGAACAUCUCUGAAGAAGAUUUGCAGUUGGGUUUUCUCAGGACAGUUAAAGGUUAUAGUCGCUGUGACAACCAGUCUACUUAUGAGUUCUUGCACUUAACCCUUCAGUCUUUUUUCACCGCUUUGUUCCUAGUUAUUGAAGAGAGAGUGGGGAAUAAGGAGUUACUUCAGUUUUUCAACGAAUGCUCUUCUGCUGAGGCUGCCCAACGUACUUGCUUUCGUGUUCCUUGGUUGAAGAAACCACUCACAGGGGAGGAUCCUUUCCGAAACAACGAACACUUCCAUUUUACCAACCUUUUUCUUUGUGGCCUGCUUUCCAGAUCCAAGGAGAAGCUCUUCAAACAUUUAGUUUCGCCUGCAGUCAUUAGAAAGAAGAGAAAGACACUCAUCACAUACCUUGGGGAGAGCAUGAAAUCCCAUCUGAAGGGUGUCACUCGGUCCAGGCUUCCAAUGUACAAUCAGGUGCAGGUUCAGCCAAACUUUGUUUGGAUGCUGAGGUGUCUUUAUGAGACUCAAAGUGAGAAAGUGGGAAAGCUGGCUGCGAAACGCAUGCAUGCCAAUUACAUCAAGCUUACAUACUGCAAUGCCUACUCUGCUGACUGCAGUGCUAUUUCCUUUGUCGUGCAUCACUUUCAAAAGCACUUGGCUCUGGAUUUGGAUAACAACAACAUCAAUGACUACGGAGUGAAACAGCUGCUACCGUGUUUUAGCAAGCUUGCAGUGAUCAGGCUCAGUGUAAAUCAGAUCACAGAUCAUGGAGCAAGGAUAUUGUAUGAAGAACUCUCCAAGUACCAAAUUGUGUCUUACUUGGGCUUAUACAACAAUCAGAUCACUGACAUUGGAGCCAAAUAUGUUGCAAAACUUAUUGAAGAGUGUUCAAGCCUUGAAUAUGUUAAGAUAGGAGCAAACAAAAUAACUAGCGAAGGAGGGAAGUGCCUUGCCCAGGCCAUUCAGAAGAGCACAACGAUGUUUGAAAUCGGGAUGUGGGGCAAUCAGGUUGGAGACGAAGGUGCAAAGGCAUUUGCAGAUGCUCUGAGGAACCACCCCAGGUUGACAAACGUGAGUCUCGCAUUCAAUGGCAUCACGACAGAGGGGGGAAAAAGCAUUGCUGAAGCUUUGCAGCACAACGACUCCGUGAAGAUAUUCUGGCUGACAAAAAAUGAGCUGGAUGAUGAGGCAGCAAUGAGUUUUGCAGAGAUGCUGAAGAUCAACAAGAAACUGGUGCAUUUAUGGCUUAUCCAGAAUCAAAUUACAGCCAAAGGAGUGAAGUACCUCAGUGAAGCUCUCAAGGAGAACACAGCCAUUAAAGAAGUCUGUUUGAAUGGGAACCUGAUAAGUCAAGAAGAAGCCAAAGCUUUUGAAAGUGAAGAACGGAUUAUUUGCUUCUGAGCGAAGACUUCCCCAUUUGGACAAGCUUUGUGUUACAGAAACUGCCACACUCGGACUGCAGUGUUACAGAGGCAUACAGAGGCAGUGCUCCUGGCACUGCCUGCUAUCCCUAAUCCUUUUGGUGAGUGGGAAAUUGCCUUGAUAAAUAAUUCAUGUCUGUGCAGUGCUUUGAAGAUGGAAUGCUAAGUGUUAACAGAACAAAUCCAGGGGCAGGUGUGUGCAUUUUGACAACUGAGCUCAGAUUUGUUCUAUAUAACACUGUAAAUAAUCUCUAACUUAUUUAUAUACAUAAAUACACACACACAUAUAUGCAAGAAGAGCUGCAAGAUGCACAGGCUCCGAGAGCACACAGUACUACUUGCCUCGUAAAUGAAAAUGAUAGUCUGAAUGGAAACAUAGACUGCCUCGGAAAGGCUGCAGCGUACCAAUGCUUUCAGCAUGAAUCCUCCUGUGCCUAGAAAUUAGACCCUCAUUUUCCCACUGACUGACAGCAGUUGUAGGCACUGCGUUUUUUUGGAGAAACGGAUACAUGAGGCUCCAAUUACUUUCCAUAAUCUUUUUUCCAUAUUGAAGCCAAUACGUUUUCUUUUAGACAAGCAGAAAACCUCGCUGCCAUUGCUGUAAAAUCAUAAUACAGGCAGUAAAACACUCCUGCCUAACAUUUCCUGAGGGCUGCACAGAAACUGCCACCCCCUGUUCUCACACUGUUUGUUCUGGGGAGAGGGUCUGGAGAUGCAUGUGACAAGUUAAUGAGCGGGCUGUGCGCUGCCCUGGCUCGUGGCCUAGACGUGGUGCUGGUGGUAGUACACCCGUGUUAAGUUGCCUGGCUUCACGGGGAGAAAGGACGACUGAAAACCAAUGGCGUCAGAUGGAAAUCUCUUCUCCCAGCAACACGUGCACACAGAGAUUUGCUUGGAAAGCUUCUAUCUGACCCUCGAACUAUUGGGAAGCGCAAGGCAAGGGGCAUAUAGCAAUAAGAAGACCAGCAAGAAAACGUUAUCCCCCUCCAAAAUAAUUAGUGCUUAGGGAGUGCAACUUUAGGAACCUCAAAAGAAAGCAGUUUAAAGAGAAGCAGGCUGUUUGGUUUUUCAGGUUUUUUUUUUCCUGAUUCCCUUCAUAAAGGGAAUCUCAGAUUCAAUCCCGAUGCGUGUGAAGAACCAAAAAAUGGAGCAGCACUGUCCAUCCUCUGUCCUUCUCCCAUGUUGUCACCCCCAAGAACUUUACAGAACAAUAAUGCUGCUGCUGCUGUCCACACAGAACAUUGGUGGGCUACAAGAAGAACCUCCCAUCGAAGUGCCAAACCCUAUUUCCCAAAUCUGUUGCAAAGACAAACACAAAAGGGUUUCUCCUUUUCCUGCCUGGAAGCAGACCUUUACCAACCCUCAGUUCUGCCCGCACUCUCCAGCUCCCUAACAUAUAAAAUACUCACUGCUUUUCACAAAAUGAACAGUUGAAAAAAAAUUCUACCUAUAUCUAUCUGUAUAAAUAUAUAAAUAUACAUACGAAAA